This is a messenger RNA of Triticum urartu, 1161 nucleotides long. NCBI's taxonomy places the organism in Eukaryota, Viridiplantae, Streptophyta, Magnoliopsida, Poales, Poaceae. The record is from RefSeq and is a predicted model, not a curated record.
UGCUUCGGCACCCCCGCGCGCCCUGCUCAACCUGCUCCUCUUCCGCGUGACCAGUCCGUAGUGAUGGCCAGCAACAGCGCCAACAACUUUCCCGCGGCCGGCGAGGGGGGAGCCGACCGUGCCUUGGGUUCCCAGCAACGCCGCGUACGCCGCCGCUGCCGCCGUUCCGCCCAGGUCACCGAAGAAAGGGAGGGUCCCGGCGUGGUACUUGCCGCCCGGUGGCGCGGGGCGUACGGGGCGGCUGGGAUGUUGGGGAGCUACCGGACGAUCAUGGAGGAGAAGGUGUCGCUGCGCCCGUCCUUCUUUACUUGGGCUGACGGCUCGCGCAUGCACUUCUUCGCCGUCUUUGACGGCCACGGUGGCCCCGAGGUGUCAGCGCUGUGCAGGGACCAUAUGCACGCAAUCCUGGCGGACGAGCUGGCCCGCGCAGCCGCAGCCUACCGAAAGGAGGACCAGCAGGACGAAGAGGCGGAACAUCGCGCCUGGAAGGCCGCACUGACGCGGAGCUUCGUGCGGGCUGACGAGCUGGGGGCGUCGGGGGUGCCCCGCGGCACCAUCGGUGGGUCCACGGCCGUGGUGGCGCUCUUGGUCCGCGGCCGCAUUAUCGUGGCCAACUGCGGCGACUCCCGCGCCGUGCUCUGCCGCGCCGGCCGCGCCGUCCCGCUCUCCGAGGACCACAGGCUGGACCGAGCGGAGGAGAUGGCGCGUGUCACGGCGGCGGGCGGCGUGGUGUUCAACUACGGCGGGGUGCUUCGCGUGCAGGGGAUCCUUGCCAAGACGCGCGCGUUAGCUGGCAUGCGUGCUGUCUUACUACUUACUAGCAAACAAGCCACCUUCCUGAAUUCGUUUGCUACUGGGCACACGCUCCUCAAGCCUGAAGUGAUAUGUGAGCCCGAGAUUACCAUAACUGCGAGGUCGGAGGAUGAUGAUUUCAUGAUCCUUGCAAGUGAUGGACUGUGGGAUGUGAUGUCAAACCAGGUGGCCUGCAGCGCUGCCUGGAAAUGCUUAGAAGAUAAGAGCUCCAAUGCUGGCAUAGUGGUUGGCCACGAGGAAGAGGUUCGGUGUAUACGCGCUGCGUUCGAGCUCACGAAUCUUGCCUUCCGCAUGCAUAGCCGAGAUGACAUAUGUGUGGUUGUGAUUGAUCUGAAGAUGAGGGGUUAG